UCUUUCAUUUUCAUUUGAGUCGAAGAACCGAAAUUUCUCUCAAUUUAGGGUUGUAUGAACUUUUUUUAUAAUUGUUCGAAAGUGGAAUCUCAUUUGAUCGCUGUUAUAGUGAUAGACUGCAACUUAGGUGAAGCGGAAGUGAUUGAAACUUCUCGAUGGCAGAGGAAUUGGAACUAACACUAAACUUUGAGUUUCGAGGUUUUUUGCUUCAACUUGGAAAGGAAUUGUCGUCACAAAACCUUGAACAUUUAAAGUUUGUUUUAGCAGAUUACUUCUCCGCUCAGUGUGAGGAAAUGACAUUUUGUACGUAUUUUGAUGAAUUGAAAAAAAGGUGUUUUCUCAGUCCGACCAAUUUUGGUGUGUUGAAGAAAGGUCUCGACAAAAUUGGGCGACAAGAUCUUGUGGACAAAAUAGUACAAAAAGAACAAUACUUUGCAAAGUUUUCAAUUCCAAGUGGUGCACCAAACUUGGGAACAUACGAUUUUGACACAAUGAGUGAUGGCAUUACAGACAAAAGACACAGUGGAAAAAACAGUCUUGAUUUGCAAAAUGAGUUGUUGAAAGUGAGCUCAUCAAAUGAAGAUGCAAUAACAAUAGAGGAAAUCUCUGCUGUAUUGCCAGACAGUGACCAUCAUGACAAACUGUCAGAGCAAAAGAAAGAAAAGACAAAGAAAACACAAGCUGAUAAUUCACUGAAAAAGGAGGAGGACAUGGAUGUCUCACAUGAUGGGUCCAUUAACUUACACAAUGAACAGACAACAAGUGACAAAGCAGCUAAAGACGAAUUCAUGGAAUCUCAUAUAACAGAACCAGGAGUUACUGGUGUGGAUAAGAAAAGCACAUUUAAAAAAUCUCCAAAGGAGCCUUGUGAGGAUGAGAUCCUAUACUGUAAUGAUCCAGAGGAAUUUUGUAGUGGAAAGGCUUCCAAUACUGGUUUACCUGAUGGAAAACUGCCCAGCAUGUCUUCAAAUAAUCUGGAUAGCGAUGUUGUUACUGAUGGUAAUCAAAAUGGAGAGGAAUCUGUUGCAGAAUCAAAGGCUAAUGGAGAAAAAUGUGGAAAGAAAAGUCCAAUAGAUGAUCCCGGAGCACGUCCGAAAGAGAAAAAAGCAAAAACUGCAGGACCAUGUGAAACUGCCAAUGAAAAUGCCAUGGAGGUGGAUGACAAAGUUACAGAAACCAAUCCUCAUGGCACAUUACAUUUUGCAAGUGGGUCAUCGGAAGACUAUGUAUUGGUUCCUCCUGAGAUCAAAAGUUCUAAAGAACCCACAGAAAGUGGGUAUUCUAAUCCGUCAUCUCCUGUUGGAACUGUUCAUGAAGAAGGAAGUGGGUCCAACUUAAACUUUAGUGAUGACAGUGCUGUGACGUCAAAAAAAGGACCAAAGGUACCCCUGCCUGGUUCAGCCCAUGGAACACACAUCAGCAUGGAGCUGCCUAAGGACUACCCUCCUACAGAUGGUUUCUCUACUCCACCUUCAGGCUUUGGGACACCCAUGUCCACUUGCCAUUCUCAUGACAAAAGGCCUUUGUUAUCAGAUGAGGAAGAACCAUAUGAAUCAGAACCUGCCAGCAUGGGGCUACCCAAGUUCCACCAUCCACCUGGUGUUUUCUCAACUCCUCCACCUUCAGUUUAUAAAGGUUCUAUGAACAGUGAUCAUGCUUACCCUGGCUUCAGUAAUCUUUCUGGUGAAGAACUGAUGGGAAUUGCUGCAGCAAUAGGGCUCGACUUUUCUGCCCAACAACAUCCCCCAAAACUGAAUCAUCAGCAACAGAUGGCAUUACUUCAACAGUUAUUAGCUUGUCAAGAAAGUUUGAGUGGACCUAAAGGAUUCACUAAUCCAGGACAACGGCCACCUGUGCCCAACAGCCAAACUCCCCCUUCUACAGACUUAACGGUGGGGGUUGAUUACUAUUGCAAAGAAGGCUAUUCUGUGGCGGUAACUAAAGGCCACCUCAUUGAAAGCACAGCUGACAAAGGCUUGGUCUUGAUGGAGAGUGGAACGCAGUUCUGUAUUGUUGUUGGAAAUGAUAAUGAUCAUGCUGCUGAGGUGGACAUAACUUUUGGUGGAAUGUACCUUGGUGUUUGGGCAUUGGAAGCAAAGCAGUCAAUAUCCCACAAUCCUCUGGUGAUUGAAGGUUCCUCCUGGGCCAAAGGGAGGUUGACAUUCUUUAGUCUUGCAGAUGAGAACAAACCCAAACCUAAUGCAGACUACUAUGAUGAAAAUCAAGACCUUCAUGGUUUAAUUGAGCUGGAGUUCAAACCUGAAGUGUACAUGUUAAAAAUGUUUGCACAGCAUGUACGAGAUCAAAGAAAAGAUGAAGGCCUUAUUCCAGUGUCGAUAGCGUUUUCCUGUACAACAACUGUUGGCGACUUGAAACAGGAGAUCAGCAGAAAGUGGGACUCCAGGAUCUCCUGCCUCUUGAAGGGUGGCCAACUUUUAGAAGAAGGAAAAACCAUCAGCUCGUAUGCUUUGAACAAAAAUGAGGUGAUUCGAGUCGUCAAUACUGCAGAGGAACUGAAGAUUGAAUCAGUUGGGAAGGACCCAAUCAUCAUGAUAGUAGAUCCAAGAAAUAUUUCUUUGGAUGAUGUUAAGCAUUUCAUUGCUAAACAUAUCAAAAUUCAGCCUGAUGAGCAACUUUUGAGGUUCAAGGGACAAGAUGUGGACCCUGACAGUAAAACACUCACCCAUGCACUUCUAACAUCUAAGAAGACACCUGAGCUGAAGGUUUUUAAGGACAGAGACAUUAAUAUUGAAAUCAUAAGACCUGAUGGAAGGCAAGAGAGGGUUAUAAUCAACUGGUUUGCAACAGUUCAGGAGCUCAAGGAUGUGCUGGAAGAUAGGGGCAUCUGUGACAGCAGUGAUACCUUAAAACUUUAUGAGAAUAAUAAAGAUAUAAGUGGGGUGGGCAACAGGAAGCUUGUUGACUUGAGUUGGAGAAACACAUUUAAGAUAAUUGUUUCAGAAACAACCCGCAGCACUCACCGUGGAUUCAACAUGAGUUCUCUCAGUGGGGGCUCCAGACGAGGAUUUGGAAUGAAUCUUCAGGCAUUUGAUGGUCUGGUCAAGCCAACUGCAGCUAAAUGUCUUGGCAGGAUGAGAGGAUUUCCAGAUUCGGCAGGGACCCGUGCUGGAGCUGGAGGCAGUACAACAAGUGAAGCAGCUUAUGGCUAUCUUGGAGACGAUGGGGAGGCUGGUGUUGCUAUGCUUUGUGGAGAUGAAGAAAAUGUUUCCAAAAAUUUCCAAGUUGAUAAUUCGGAGCUGAAAUUCUCCAAGGAGAAGGCAGUUACCCUUACCAUUCUGCUCAAAGCCAAGAGUAUGGGUGCCACAGGAGGUGCAACCUGUUCACAGCCUUACUUUCCAUUAGGAGCAUGCUCAGGGGCAACAGGGCCAAAGUCCACUCCAUGCCCACCUCCAGUACCUGACUGAAGAUGUUGCUGACAUGUAAUGGAGUCUUUUGAGGAGUUGUGCUAAAUAAUGAUUACUCAAACAGCUGUAAGGCUGUCAAAUGUAGAUCUAUGCAUUAGUCAAAGUAAACCUGCCCCCCUCCUCUCCCUAAUACCCUGGGAUAUGUGGGGCCUUGGUAAGGAUUUUGUGCAUUUUUGGCAGCCCUUUGUGUCCCAAGAUAGUGGGGAGUGAUGCAUUUUGUCACCAGUCUGGGAAAAUGUGAGGCAUUGGUUGCAAUUAGGAUUCAAUUGAAUAUACAAGAUUGGGGUUUCUCUACCUCACAGAUUUGUGAGGACUUUUAGAUGGCAGGAUUUCUGGGUAGAAUAGUGCUGUAAGGUAUUUUAAUCUGCACCAAAUAUUGAAUAAAGUGUAACUGCCCACAAAGUUAUCAUUUUGAAAACUGCAGCAAACUGACAUUAAUUGUGAAUUCAACUGCUUCGUGGUGUUAGCCAAUUAUUUUAUUUAACCCAUAUUUUCUGAAAAACUUCCCGACAUGGUGGCACCUGUCAGGUUUUGUUUGCUUUUUGGAACCAAUCCCCACCUAUAUCCCAGAGUGGGGUGGAGGGUGAAGUAGGGUGGGGGUGGGGGGAAAGAGGUUUCAGUUACUUAUACUGGUGCAUAAAUGUAGCAGCAUUUUGCCAUGAACUAGCUGCCAUAAAGCUGAGCUAUGUGUUUUUUGUUUCCAACAGCUUAGAGUAUAGCACAAUAGCACAGUAAAUGAUUAGUUAGUCAACCUCCGCCCUGUUGGUGAGUGAUACUCGUGAGUGUGAAAUAGCUGCAAAGCUGAGGCUGGCUGCAGAAUAGAUCCUGAUCAGAGUUCCCUGGCUCUGAAUACAAUAUGUCACAUGCAACAGUGGGACAUGAUGUUUAUUUUUAGUGGAGCUUAGUGUAAUCUGAUGAUUUGAUGAACACAUCUGUCACUAAUGUCAAGGAGGUCCCUUUACUUGAGAUUAUGUACUGCAUGUAGGGGAAGUCACAUAACAAUAUCUAUUUAAGGCUGUGUAGUAAACUGUCAAUUAGUUAUUAAGCAAAUUCUGCUGACUUUGAUAAGAGGAAGUAUCAGUCCAGGAAACAACAGAUUUAAAGGGUAGUAAAUUGCACUCAAGUGAUAAAAGGGUAAAGAAUUAAGGAUAAUUUUUGGAUACUUAAGGUGACUGAACACAGUUUUCGCAUGCGCUUUUGCUGGUGGCGCGUGCACAAGGAUUGUGAAAAACAAACAUGCCAUCAAUAGAGCGGUCAUUUUAUUUACUCAACACGUACUCGCACUAUCUGUGCUAUUUUUCCCUAUAGUUGAUGCAGUGUAUUGAGGACUUUAAUCUGUUAUUACAAAGAUAUGUUAGAAAAGUUAAUGGUGCAAAGUAACCAGCAAUUCUCAGCUUUUUUGUCAUUACCGAAAGAAUCCAUUUAAAUGCAGCGCAUGCGUAGUAAGUAAAAAAAUUGCAAUUGAAUGGAAAAUUGCUUUCUCAGAAAUUUGCCUAUAU
Stylophora pistillata is the source of this 4924-nucleotide messenger RNA. RefSeq lists its product as uncharacterized. Gene Ontology annotation, molecular function: protein binding. NCBI's taxonomy places the organism in Eukaryota, Metazoa, Cnidaria, Anthozoa, Scleractinia, Pocilloporidae. The record is from RefSeq and is a predicted model, not a curated record. Gene Ontology annotation, biological process: regulation of apoptotic process.